Molecule: messenger RNA, 1827 nt
Organism: Cryptomeria japonica (Japanese cedar)
Lineage: Eukaryota; Viridiplantae; Streptophyta; Pinopsida; Cupressales; Cupressaceae
Exons: 10
Coding region: 263-1432 (389 amino acids)
Biological process (GO): heme oxidation; phytochromobilin biosynthetic process
Molecular function (GO): heme oxygenase (decyclizing) activity
Source: RefSeq, a predicted model, not a curated record
UUGACAUAGGUAUGCAAAUUAAAACCUUACAAUAUCCAUAUAUGUUCGUAUAUUUGCGCGGCAAGCACAUAAUUGUACCUUUCCCCAUAACAAAUGAGACAGUGCAUUAUCAAGGGGUUGUAUCCAUAAAAAUCUGCAACCUUAUCUUCAAAUUGGAUUCAUGUUUAAGAGCUCAAUGCGAAAUUGAAUUGCAGAAGGCAAAUGAAUUUGAGGAGGUUUGUAUGAAGUGAUUCAGGCUUGAGGAGCAGAAUCAGCAGGAACAAUGCAGGGGCCUACAUGCAUUAAAUCCUCUUCAUUUCAUAGAAAUAUAAGUACAAAUUAUCCGGUUUGUUGUUCUCUGCAGAGAAGAAUUUCUAUCUACUGUAAAGGAUUUGGUAGCAAUGAAAAAAAGAACAAGGCUUCGAAUAAGUCAGCAAAGCCGCAAAAGGCCGUGACCCUUAAACAGGGCUCUCCUCAAAUCAAGAAAAUCUUAGAAGAAGUAGAAAAGGGAAAACUUAACAUUGAUCCAGAAGUUGCUGCAAAGGGAAAAGUAGAUUUUGUACGGGUGGAAUCAUGGGGAAAUGCAAGUGAUCCAGAAAGUCAACUAGAAAAUUUGAAAAUGAAAAGUUUCAGCCCAUCUUUUACAUCAUUAGAUCAAGAAGCUCCGUUCUAUGAACAAAUUGUUCGCCGACUACAACUUUUUGAGGCUAAGGGAGAUAUCAAGAUUGUUCAGGCAAAACCAUUACCUCCAUUUGAGAGGUGGCUGUUUCGUGAGCAUAACUAUCUCCAAUUCUUGGUAGAUCAGCUGGAAGUUUACACGGCUUUGGAGAAUGCAGUAUCAAGUGUAGAACAAGAAAGGUGUAGGACUGAGGACAAAUCAAGUUCAUCUGGUCCAGCAGCAAUGGCUGUUAGCAUCUUUGGCAAGAACUUGGGGUUAAACAGGUUCUAUGUUAAGUUCAACAUUCUCUUCAUCGUCACUAUCGGACAUAACCUCAAUGUUCUUAAUGCAGACAUUCAAUCAUUAUAUUCAGUAAUGACCUCCAAAUCUGUAGAACAAAAUGCAGAAUUGCCGAAAUCUACAACUCAGGCUGUGGCAUAUGCGAAGUAUGUAGAUCGUCUAGGAAGGAUUGCUGCAUUUGAACAAAAUGGGAAGGAGGGAUGCCUACGUUUGCUGUCUCAUGUUUUUUCUAUUCACGUUUCUCACCUAACGACAGGAAUGCGAAUUGGUGCCAAAGCUGUGGAUUCUUUCCCAUCUCUAGUCGAGGGGAGGGCUGUCGGUUUCUAUCGUGAUUAUCCACAGCGAGCUGCCGAUCCUCUCAAAGUAUUCAUAGCAGCUGUGAACAAAGCAGGCAGAUUCAUCAAUGUUGAGGAUGAUCGUGAACAGGUUAUGGUGGAACUUCCUAAAGCCAUUCAAAAGACAAGCUUGCUUUUGGCUGUUCUUGCAGUGGAAUAACUUCCAAUUUCAAAAAUUUCUCAUGCCUGAAGUAGGUGUGGUAACUUUAUGAUUGGUCUUUAUGGGCACACCUACCUUAGCAACCUUUUAAGAAAUUUGUAUGGGCCCAUUCAGUUUUAAUACAAUAUACAGUAUGUUUGUUCAUAGCAUUUAGAAAGACAUUGAGAAUUUCAAGUAUUUUCUGUUCAAAUAGCUAACUUGAUGAGUGUGGCCUUGAAAAUUUAAAAUUUUCAAUAGACAGUCUCUUUCUUUUUUCCUUCCAAAUUUAGUCAUAUAAUUUAAACUUGAAAUGAAUUGCUAUCCUUGACAUCUACAUAUUUAAUUUUCUGUGGACGUAUUCUAAGGGCAUAUUUGCCAGUGAUAUGUUUAUAUAAAUUUUAAUCAAUUUUGUUUAA